AUGUUCAACCUCCGCCGCUUUAUGGCCUCGGCCAUGCUGCUACUCGCAGUUGGCUUGGUCUUCUUCUCGCAGACCGCCGCUGCCGCCAAGGGCCCCAAGAUCACCCACAAGGUCUACUUCGACAUUCAGCACGGCGACGAGAACCUUGGCCGCGUCACCUUUGGUCUCUACGGCAAGACUGUCCCCGAGACCGCUGAAAACUUCCGUGCCCUCGCUACAGGCGAGAAGGGCUUUGGCUACGAGGGGUCUACUUUCCACCGUGUUAUCAAGGACUUUAUGAUCCAGGGCGGCGACUUCACCAAAGGCGAUGGCACUGGUGGCAAGUCUAUUUACGGCAACAAGUUCAAGGACGAGAACUUCAAGCUCAAGCACACCAAGAAGGGCCUUCUGUCCAUGGCCAACGCCGGACCCGAUACCAAUGGCUCCCAGUUCUUCAUCACCACUGUCAUCACCUCCUGGUUGGACGGCCGCCACGUCGUUUUCGGCGAAGUCCUCGAGGGCUACGACCUCAUUGACAAGAUCCAGAACUUCAAGACUUCUCCCGGCGACAAGCCCGCGGAGACUGUCAAGAUCGUCAAGAGCGGCGAGCUGGAGGUUCCUGCCGAAGAACAAAACGAAACUAUUGCAGCACCCAAGCUGGAAAAGUCAACAUCACAUAGACGUUCUCCUUCCGCGAUGCUGUUGCUAAUUUUCAUUGGCAUGGCCAUCGGCGUUUUUCUGGUUCGCUGUGCAUCAAAGCCAAAGGUUGUUGUGCAUGAGAAAUCUCUGGUUUAG
This is a messenger RNA of Akanthomyces muscarius, 774 nucleotides long. RefSeq lists its product as uncharacterized. Bases 1 to 774 code for a protein of 257 amino acids. Gene Ontology annotation, cellular component: endoplasmic reticulum; fungal-type vacuole. Gene Ontology annotation, molecular function: peptidyl-prolyl cis-trans isomerase activity. Lineage: Eukaryota; Fungi; Ascomycota; Sordariomycetes; Hypocreales; Cordycipitaceae. The record is from RefSeq and is a predicted model, not a curated record. Gene Ontology annotation, biological process: protein folding; protein peptidyl-prolyl isomerization. The transcript has 4 exons.